This is a messenger RNA of Monopterus albus (swamp eel), 2056 nucleotides long. RefSeq names its product ARV1 homolog, fatty acid homeostasis modulator (gene arv1). The transcript has 5 exons. The record is from RefSeq and is a predicted model, not a curated record. Lineage: Eukaryota; Metazoa; Chordata; Actinopteri; Synbranchiformes; Synbranchidae. Bases 51 to 809 code for a protein of 252 amino acids. Gene Ontology annotation, cellular component: cortical endoplasmic reticulum; Golgi apparatus. Gene Ontology annotation, biological process: sphingolipid metabolic process; sterol metabolic process; regulation of plasma membrane sterol distribution.
UCUGAAGGUGGAAUUCUGGAGCCAUCUUACUUCCUGUUUAGUUGUCCCUCAUGCUAGCGGCUUGUUGUAGGCGAUUACAUGGAAUCAUGGGGAAAGAUGCCUUUAGAUGUGUUGAAUGUAACGAAAAAGCAACUGAACUGCACCGGGAUUACAACAACGGGAUCCUGAAGCUAACCAUAUGUGGGUCCUGCCAGAAGCCAGUGGACAAGUACAUAGAGUAUGACCCUGUUAUCAUCCUGAUUGAUGCCAUUCUGUGCAAGACGCAGGCUUUUAGGCACAUUUUAUUCAACACAAGAUUGAAUAUCCACUGGAAGUUGUGUGUGUUCUGCCUACUGUGUGAGGCAUACCUCAGGUGGUCUCUGCUCCACGGCUCUGAGCAGAGCAAUGACCCUGCUGACAUCAUCAGGUACACGAAGGAAUGGGAGUUCUAUGCCAUGUUUGGAUCAGCCACCCUCGAGCUGUCAGCGUUUUGCAUCAGUGUGCUGUGGUUCCUUUGGCUGGUGGUGGUUCAACUGCAGGGUGGAGCCAUAGACUUCAGCCUGCUCCUCAGAGCCCUGCUGCUGUCCUGCUACGGCAAAGUCCUUCUAAUACCCACUGUCAUCUGGGAACAUGACUACUCCCCGCUCUGUCUGGGCCUCAUCAAACUAUUUGUGCUCACAUCAAACUCACAGGCCAUCAGAGUGAUCCUGAACAGCAGCAGGCGUCUGUCACUGAGUGCUGUAUGUGUAGGAGUGCUGUCAGAGAUGUGUGUGGCUCAGGCCUGUAAGAAGCUUCCAUGGAGUGUCCAGGACAUUAAAAUGAAAAUGUGAGAGAAGCAUCAGUAACCUCAGAGGUGAUCAAGAGAGCAUGGAAGUCGACUUGUGCCAAAGAGAGGCUGUUUCUAAUAAACCCUCUACACACAGGGUUGGAAAAGAGAAAGAAUAUGGUUUUGUGAAGUGGUUUUCCCUUUUUUAUUGUUUGUUUUUGUUUUUUGUUUUCUUGUUUGCUGCUCAUGCCAGUAGGUAAGUUCAGUCUACUUCAGAACCACCCUGAAACAUAAAACCUAUUGCUCCCUGUGUGGUGGAGGUCUGCCUGGUGCUUCAUGGUGACAUCAGCCAAAGAAAAGCCUUUGUGAACAUGUAGUGGCUGCAGGCUGAGUUAUUGUUUGGCUACUCAAACUGAGGCAGGGAGGAGCAGAAGACACAUUUCUGUUUCAUGCUGUGCUCUUACACAAAAAGGUCCAUCUUCAUUUUGAAGGGAUAUCAAGGAGGUGGCCGUGGACAAUGAGCUCCCAAGUCAAGAUUCCAGUGAGACUUUGACUUGAUUUGAUUGGUUUAUAAACAUUAGUUUACACGGUGUGGGACUCUCCCGUGAUCUGAAUCACUGCCAAACAGGCUGUAAUUCCACAGCUUUCUAGGAAUGACACAAACACAGACCCUGAGGCUUUAAUUUCACAAUAACUACUUCUCUGUCUGGGCAGGAGCCAGCCAACACACUCCACAUUCUUCAGCUCAGUGGUGAAGUGCUUACUUUAACUCACACACAGAUAAAUGUUCGCUUUCCUCUUAUUGUACUAAAAGCUUCUACUGUAUGUUUGCUCGUGUGAUAGUAGGAACGACAUCAUUCAUCUUGGGCUUUGUCUAAAAUCAAAUACAACAGUGUUACAGUGCACAGACAGGAUUUUUAAUGAAGACUUUAACACUGACAUGUCUUCACUCUAUUUUUAUCUUUACCAAUGAUUUGUUUCAUCUGUAUUUCAUUCCUUCCACCAUCUGCCAUCACCAUAAAGUCUGAACUCUGUGCAGUAAAAUGUGCACCCAGCUCAUUGUUUUGUCACAAAUUAUCCUCCAGUUACAACUAAUAAAAAGCACACUGUAAAAGCCAGUCAGUGGUGCCUAUAUUUUUGACAAUGGUGUUGAAAGCUGAUUAUGAUAUAAAAGCGAUGAGCAUGGGGCGGCUGUGGCAGGAGGUAGAGUGGGGUCGUCUCCAACCCGGAACGGUGGUGGUUCGAUUCCCAGUUUCUCCAGUCCACAUGUUGAAGUGUCUUUGAGCAGGAUGGUCCCGAUGAUAUCACCGG